GCUCCCUCUCCGCCCUGCACCGGCGGCUAGUCUGCGCAUGCGUGUCAGUGGCACUAGCAGCGAACCGGGCAGGCAGUUCCUUCCUCGGAGGGAGAGAUUCCUCUGCCAUGGAGUCCUACGAUGUUAUCGCCAACCAGCCUGUGGUGAUCGACAACGGAUCCGGUGUGAUUAAAGCUGGUUUUGCUGGUGAUCAGAUCCCCAAAUACUGUUUUCCAAACUAUGUGGGCAGACCCAAGCAUGUUCGUGUCAUGGCAGGAGCCCUCGAAGGUGACAUCUUCAUUGGCCCCAAAGCUGAGGAGCACCGAGGGCUGCUGUCCAUCCGGUACCCCAUGGAACAUGGCAUUGUCAAGGACUGGAACGACAUGGAGCGCAUCUGGCAAUAUGUCUAUUCUAAGGACCAGCUGCAGACUUUCUCAGAGGAGCAUCCUGUGCUCCUGACAGAGGCGCCUUUAAACCCACGGAAAAACCGAGAACGAGCUGCUGAAGUUUUCUUUGAGACCUUCAAUGUGCCAGCCCUCUUCAUCUCCAUGCAAGCUGUGCUCAGCCUUUAUGCCACAGGCAGGACCACAGGAGUGGUGCUGGAUUCUGGGGAUGGCGUCACCCAUGCUGUGCCCAUUUAUGAGGGCUUUGCCAUGCCUCACUCAAUCAUGCGCAUCGACAUCGCUGGCCGAGAUGUCUCUCGCUUCCUUCGCCUCUACCUGCGUAAGGAGGGCUAUGAUUUCCACUCAUCCUCAGAGUUUGAGAUUGUCAAGGCCAUCAAAGAAAGAGCCUGCUACCUAUCCAUAAACCCCCAGAAGGAUGAGACGCUAGAGACGGAGAAGGCUCAGUACUACCUGCCCGAUGGCAGCACCAUUGAGAUCGGUCCUUCCCGAUUCCGGGCACCUGAGCUUCUGUUCAGGCCAGACCUGAUCGGCGAGGAGAGCGAGGGCAUCCACGAGGUGCUGGUGUUUGCCAUCCAGAAGUCUGACAUGGACCUGAGGCGCACCCUUUUCUCCAACAUUGUCCUCUCGGGAGGCUCCACCCUGUUCAAAGGUUUUGGUGACAGGCUGCUGAGUGAAGUGAAGAAACUGGCUCCAAAAGAUGUGAAGAUCAGGAUAUCUGCACCUCAGGAGAGACUGUAUUCCACAUGGAUCGGGGGCUCUAUCCUCGCCUCCCUGGACACCUUUAAGAAGAUGUGGGUCUCCAAGAAGGAGUACGAGGAAGACGGUGCCCGAUCCAUCCACAGGAAAACCUUCUAAUGCUGGGACAUCAUCUUCAUCUUUCUCUGAAGUUAACUCCACUUUAAAACUCGCUUUCUUGAGUCGGAGUGUUUGCGAGGAACUGCGUGUGUGCAAGCGUGUGUGUGUGUGUGUGUGUGUGUGUGUGUGUGUGUACAAGUAUGUGCACCUAUGCGAGUGCCGUGUGGCCCAGGGAUCCCAGGGCCCAGAAAGGACGAUGAACUACCCACGAUGGUGAUGGCCUGAGGCCUGGGGUUGACCACUAACUGGCCCUGACAGGACAGAAUGCUGGCAGAGGGCUCCAUUCCUUCGUCUACUGGGCCUCUGUCUGGCUGUGCGGGACUGUUUACUACCUACCAUAGGGACAGAGGGAGGUAGACCUAACCCCAGGGAGACCUUGCUGCUGCCCAUCCUAGGCUAGUUAAACACCACCCCGGCCCCAUCCUUGGGUGCCGAGGCCCAAGGCAGCUGCUGCCUUCCUUGUUCAUCAUUCUGUUCUUGAUGCCUCUUGAUCAUGGAUUGAGGACUGGAACUGGGGUUGAGUUCUAUCUGGUUUUGAUUGCAGUUUGGGUUUGGGAGGCUGGAAAGGAGGGCAGGAUGCUCUUAACUUUACCUGGGGGCCAGGACCACACUGGGCAUUUGAGGAAGGCAGGAGUAGUGCUACUUUUGAUUGGCGGCAGAGUCCAAGUUCCAAUCCCAAGCCCCAUCUAGGGAAUCUUGGGAGAACUUAAGGAGCCUCUUGGCUCCAGGCCAUUACUUACUUUUCAUCCAUCCUUGGGCAAUGCCAUUUUCAAACAAUGUUAUUUAUUUGUUUGUGCAGUAUGGGAACUGGAGGGAGGGAGCUUAUUGCCUCCUGCCCACCAGUCACCCUGUUCACACUAAUGUUUACAGCAUCUAAGCUUAGCAUAGUCUCCAGGGCCCCGCCACUCCCUGCUAAGGGUGAACUGACAGUAUCCAUAGGCUGACGCCAUUUGGGAUCUGAGGCUACACUCAAAGUCACUCCCACAGCCUCUCUCUCUCCCUCUUCCACUUGCUCACUUCCCUAGAAUCCACAGGCUGGUUGUGGUUGGAUUUUCUGAAGCUGGUGGUAGAAUCACUCCUUGGCAGAGGCCCUAGCAAAGGAGGGAUGUUGGGGGACCUAGCUCCCUUAGGAUUGGAGAAAGAGCCGCAAUGAACCAAGUUGCCUUUUCCCACUCUAGCUGACCUGAGGGGCUAGGUUAUAGAGAUGAGAAGGCCCCCUCUGGACUGAUACUGUGCCAUUCUUUACUUUGGACCUAUUUAGUUAGCGAGGAGGCCAGACCCAGGUGCCAGGAGCUGGUGAGCUCAGGUUCAUCUCUGGUCCAGUGGGGCAAGCAUGUACUCUGGGCUGGGCUGGCCUAGCAGUGGUCCAAAGGCCCUUCAGCCCCGAUGGUACAAAGCUGGGCUGACCAAUGUUCGCCGGCACCCUCACUUGACACCAAGGUCUGCCCCAAGCCCAGAUUCAGGCAGUAUUCUCCCCAUGCCAUCCAACGAUGAAAGGCCCGUCUAGGUGUGGGCCACAGCAGCAGGUGUGUGUGAAAGCGAUGUUGUGGCCCGCGGACUGCAGUGUGCUUAACCAAUUCACCUCCCUUCUUUUAGCCCAAGCCUGUCCUUCACACAGCCUUGCACAAACCACAAACCAGCCUUGCCUGGUGGGGCCCAGUGUACUUAAAUAAAGUCCUUCCAAUAGACACGUCA
Molecule: messenger RNA, 2933 nt
Organism: Pipistrellus kuhlii (Kuhl's pipistrelle)
Lineage: Eukaryota; Metazoa; Chordata; Mammalia; Chiroptera; Vespertilionidae
Gene: ACTR1A
Product: actin related protein 1A
Exons: 11
Coding region: 108-1238 (376 amino acids)
Source: RefSeq, a predicted model, not a curated record